Anopheles coustani is the source of this 2126-nucleotide messenger RNA. RefSeq names its product signal recognition particle subunit SRP68 (gene Srp68). Bases 105 to 1955 code for a protein of 616 amino acids. Gene Ontology annotation, cellular component: signal recognition particle, endoplasmic reticulum targeting. NCBI's taxonomy places the organism in Eukaryota, Metazoa, Arthropoda, Insecta, Diptera, Culicidae. The transcript has 2 exons. Gene Ontology annotation, molecular function: endoplasmic reticulum signal sequence receptor activity; 7S RNA binding; signal recognition particle binding. The record is from RefSeq and is a predicted model, not a curated record. Gene Ontology annotation, biological process: SRP-dependent cotranslational protein targeting to membrane.
UUCUUGACUUCGUGUCGUGCCGCAAAAGCAAGAUUUCACCGAAAAGUUUACUAUUGAAAAACACCUUCAAAUCGGUGAAAAUCUUUGGAAAUACAGCAGACAGUAUGGUGGAAUCGAUGGCAGAAAAGGCUGAAGUGAGCAAAGAAAAUGUCGAUCCAGCUAAAGAGGGCAUGGAAGUGGACGAAACGAGCGACAUCCCUGUGAAGGUGUUUACGGUGGAAAUUCUACGAGUUAUUAAGGACAUGCAGCUUCAGCAUGGUCUCCGACACGGAGAUUAUCAACGUUACCGUGGGUAUUGCUCGCGGCGCGUUAAGCGUCUUCGGAAGACGCUCAACCUGCCACAGGGCGACCGUCGACAUUACAAAAAGCGCGACGUAACGCUGGUCAAUCUGGAAAAAGCGGAUGCUGACGAGCGGUUCAUUCACAUACCGCUUAUGCUGGCCGAGCGUGCCUGGUCGUAUGCGAUGCAGCUGCGCCAGGAGUCUAACACGGAGCUCCGCAAACGGUUCCAUCUGAUCGAGAAGCUGCGCAAAUCGUGCGUCUACGCGCUACAGCUGCAGGAACUAUGCGCCUCGGAACGUUGUGACGCUCGGACGAAGCUGGAGGCCGAAGCUUAUUCGGCCUGGAUUCACGGAUCGUUGCAUUUCGAGCUGAAACUGUGGCAAUCGGCCGCCGAAAAUCUCAAAAAGGCGCAGGUGAUCUACGAAAAUCUGGCCCAGGCCAUGCCGGAAGAGGAGCAAACGGUUUACCGUGCGAAGGUGGAGGAACUGAAACCGAGCCUGCGCUACUGUGCGUAUAAUGUCGGCGAAUCGUCCGUUAACGAUCUGCUGGAGAUGCGCGGCCAGGCCGGUCUGCUGGGCAAUCUGAGCCACUUGGUGGCGCAGACGAAGGCCGAAAGCAUGGAAGCAUUCCAGAUGACUGAAUGGCGUGGCCGCAGCGUGACGGUUCGUCCCGAGAAGGUUCGGCUGUUCUUGCUGAGCAUUCAGGAGCUCGGCAAGAGCAUCGAAAAGGCAAAAGAUUUCCCGGCAAAGAUAGAGCUGCUGGAGAACGUACUGCUCGACUGCAAGGACGCCAUCGCGGCCAUCAAAGACGAAAUCAAGCAGGAUCCAAAGCUACGCCAAACGUCAAACGAUGCUGGAUCUGCUGGGUUAGUUGGAAUUCAAUACCUAUUGGCUUACAUGUCGUACACCAGGCUGAAGUUGACGCUGGACCGCAAUCUGUUUCUCGUGGCGCAAGCGAAGCUAACACUGGACGACCCGAACGCGACGGAAAAGGUGCAGCCGAACAGUGCCGGAAAGAAAACGAAACCGCAGGAUUUGUCCCGCUUGUACGAGAUCAUUUUACAGAACGUGACCGAAAUGCAGCAGCUGAGUGGCAUGGAGAACGAUGCGUCGUACCAAGCCGAGAUGGAAUCGCUCGCGCAGUCGUUCCGUGCGUUCCGUUGCUACUACAUCGCCAUCACGCUGGUGGCAUUGAAGCGUUGGCGCGAAGCGGUCGCCAUGUACGAGCGCUCCAAGAAGUACGCCACCGAAGCCGUCUCCGCCAAGACCACCUGCAGUGACUUCGAUCUGCGCACGGAAUUGAAGACGCUGAUCGCUACGAUCGAGGGCUGUAAGUUUUCGGCCCACGCGUACAGCGUGCUGGAGGACGACACCGCGGACGAUUCGGUUCUGUUCGGCAAGAGUCAGAAAUCGUCCAAACCGCUGUACGAACGACUGUCCCACUACAAGGAGGACGCAUCGCUGAACUCGCGCAAUCCGAAUGUGUUCAAGCUCGUGCCGGAAAUGGAACCGAUCCCCGCCAAGCCAUUGUUCUUCGAUCUAGCGCUCAACUUUGUCGAGUUCCCGUCGCUGGAGGACAAAAUCGAACAGAAGGCCGCCGGAAAAGGCACGACAGCUGGUAUGUCCGGGUUCGUCAAAGGCCUAUUCGGUUGGGGUGGUAGUGCCGCCAAGUAAAGCCCGACCCGAGGUCACUUCGCAUCGGAAAGGAUACUUCCUAGUAGGGACAUUCGGUAUUUGUUGUUUUUUGUUUACUUUUCCAUUCUUUUUUACAUUUUUCACCACCACCCAAACAAUGGUGGCCCUAACUACCUUAUCAAUAAACUCAACAAUCCAUAUGUAUGAAAA